Messenger RNA from Ruditapes philippinarum (Manila clam), 2086 nucleotides. RefSeq names its product guanine nucleotide-binding protein G(s) subunit alpha. The transcript has 11 exons. Gene Ontology annotation, molecular function: GTP binding; G-protein beta/gamma-subunit complex binding; GTPase activity. Lineage: Eukaryota; Metazoa; Mollusca; Bivalvia; Venerida; Veneridae. The record is from RefSeq and is a predicted model, not a curated record. Gene Ontology annotation, cellular component: heterotrimeric G-protein complex. Bases 188 to 1318 code for a protein of 376 amino acids. Gene Ontology annotation, biological process: sensory perception of chemical stimulus; adenylate cyclase-activating dopamine receptor signaling pathway.
UUGUGUUGUUUUCAUGACUAAUUACAGUUUUCUCGGGCUCCCGUGUGGAUUACCCUCCUAAUAGCCCGGGAGGCAAGGGCCGGGGCAUUCUCGGAAUACUGUUUGGAAUUACUGGAAGUACGGUGGAUUCGUUUAUGGUGUGAACUGCCUCAUAUUUAGACGAAUUUUCGUCCAUUUUGUCCACAAGAUGGGGUGCUUCAAAAAAACCUCGGGGGAUGAAGAAGAAAGAUUACGAAAGGAAACUAAUAAGAAGAUAGAAAAACAAUUGGCAAAAGAUAAGCAAACAUAUAGGGCAACUCAUAGAUUACUGUUAUUAGGUGCCGGGGAGUCAGGAAAGUCUACAAUUGUGAAACAGAUGAGAAUUCUCCAUGUUGAUGGCUUCAGCCCAGAUGAAAGAAAACAAAGGAUAGAUGAUAUUAAAAGAAAUGUGAGAGAUGCAAUUCUGACAAUUACAGGUGCCAUGUCUGUACUUAACCCACCAGCACUUUUAGAAAAUCCGAAGAACCAAUUCCGGGUAGAUUAUAUCCAAAAUGAAACCAUGGAUCCAGACUUCUCUUAUCCUCCGGAAUUCUAUGAACACACAGAGAUUUUAUGGAAGGAUAAGGGUGUACAAACCUGCUUUGAGAGGUCCAAUGAAUACCAGCUUAUUGACUGUGCCCAAUAUUUUUUAGACCGAGUGCAUAUAGUAAAACAGCCUGAUUACACACCCACUGAACAGGAUAUUUUACGCUGUAGAGUGCUUACUUCAGGAAUAUUUGAAACAAAGUUUGCAGUUGAUAAAGUAAAUUUUCACAUGUUUGAUGUAGGCGGGCAGAGAGAUGAGCGGCGCAAAUGGAUUCAGUGCUUUAAUGAUGUCACAGCUAUCAUAUUUGUGACAGCGUGUAGUAGUUACAAUCUCGUCUUACGAGAGGACGCCACGCAAAAUAGACUUAAAGAAUCAUUGGAACUUUUUAAAAGUAUUUGGAAUAACCGGUGGUUACGGACAAUUUCCAUCAUCCUAUUUUUAAAUAAACAAGAUCUACUAGCAGAAAAAGUGAGAUCUGGCAAGUCUAAAAUAGAGGAUUACUUUGCAGACUUUAAACGUUACCAAAUACCUAGUGAAGUACAAUUGGAGCCUGGCGAUGAUCCGGAGGUGGUUAGAGCAAAAUAUUUCAUCAGAGAUGAGUUUCUGCGAAUAAGCACGGCAAGCGGAGAUGGUCGCCACUAUUGCUACCCGCACUUUACUUGUGCUGUAGACACGGAGAACAUACGGCGAGUGUUCAAUGACUGCAGAGAUAUCAUUCAGAGAAUGCACCUUAGACAAUACGAGUUACUGUGAUGUUGUUAUACCAUCACAGUGUUAAUCUGCCUCUCAUUACUCCCAGUUUAGAAUAUAAAAAAAACCAACUGUGUGACAAACAUAAGGGAUGAUGCAUUUUGCUUUGUGUUAACAUCUGUAUAAUGUAUUACUAAAGGAUAUACAAUGUUGUGUACUACUAACACACAAAUGUGUAAAUCCAUCCACAUGUAUGCUGGAUGGGACUAUGGGAGGCAAUCCAUUGGAAAGAAUUGUUCUUCAUAUCAGAAAACAGCAAAUUUGUGCUUGAAGAGAUGGCUUUAGCAACUUGGUUUGAAGACGUGGCUCCGAUACAAUCAUCAUUCUUUUUACGUGGAAUUCAUGGAAAUAAUUUACAAAUGUUAUGUUUGUAUGUGCUAAAUGACCACCCACGUAAUGAAACGGCUUUCAAAUGUAUUGAAGGAAACACAAGGAGUGCUAUAUAUUUUCUGGUGUUGAUUUAUAUACAUAGAUAUUAAAGAAUGUAGCAGUCGUAAAGGUGAUUUGAGAGGCAUUUCAUUCAUAUGAAUCGAGUGAAUCUAUGUUAUGAUGAAUUUGCUUUCUGCUGUUAUGUAUGCUGACUUGCUGGGGGUAAUGACAUAACCUGUGUUUUGUCACACAAAACAUUAUUAUUUGUGAUAGUUACUUUUUGUAUAAUGCUUGACUGGGUUCGUUGUGUGAUUGUAACUUAUUAUUGUGUGGUGAUAUAAACGUUUACCAGUCACCAUACCAUGUGACACUCUUUUUAAAAAAAAAUGGUAUUUCAGAAAA